This is a messenger RNA of Bradysia coprophila, 1676 nucleotides long. RefSeq names its product phosphatidylcholine:ceramide cholinephosphotransferase 1-like. Gene Ontology annotation, molecular function: sphingomyelin synthase activity; ceramide cholinephosphotransferase activity. NCBI's taxonomy places the organism in Eukaryota, Metazoa, Arthropoda, Insecta, Diptera, Sciaridae. The record is from RefSeq and is a predicted model, not a curated record. Gene Ontology annotation, biological process: sphingomyelin biosynthetic process; ceramide biosynthetic process. Gene Ontology annotation, cellular component: Golgi membrane; plasma membrane; endoplasmic reticulum membrane.
UAAAUAAACCAUCGCAUUCGCAAAUUACAAGUGUAACUGUUCGAACAUUUCCUAACGUGUUAACCGUCUACCUGAAGUUAGAUUGUUGCAUCGUUAUCAAACUUAAAAAGUUUAUUUACGAUGCUUUAGUACCGUUUUAAAUCUAAGUCUAUUUUUUAUACACAUUAUUUAUAAUCGCGUAAAAAUACCGAAAUUCGGAAAAUAUUGCUGAAGUGCAGUGUCACGUUGAUUAUGGAAUGAUAAGCAAGUUUUGUUGUGGCAUUGCCGGGAACGUGAUUCAAUACAAUUUACCUUUAUAUUGACCAAUUGAUCUAAAUUGAGUAGUACUAACAGAACAGUUCCGAAGAGUACUGGUUGUAGUUGAUAACUCCUACAUUGUAAUAUACAGACCUGUUGUUCAUUAUCAAAGCUUAAAUUUCAAAAUCGAAAUAGCUCAAACUCAACUCAAUCCUGUCAAUUGUGUCUUUUGUGUUCAGCGCCUUAAGGGACUUGAGCAAAUUUCAAACAGUAAUAAAAGCAUAAUCAAAUGCCUGCAAACAGCUUUUCGAAUGGAGGUUACGAGAAAGUAUCCUUGCUGGACGAAUUCGAUGAAAAUGAAAAUUGUUUCAAUAAUACAUCGGUUACCGAAACGAAAACCAAUGGAAACCACACAUACAAUUUCGAAUUUUCGCCAGCAGAUUUUGGAGUAACCAAAAAUGGCCACAUUCCGGACACAAAGGUAGAAAUGUAUCCAGAAAAAUUUUUCGAAGACGAUCCAAAAUUUCCGAAAGAAAAGCGAAAAUUAUUAUUCGCCUUUCUGGCAAUGGUUGGCGGUUUCAUUAUCAAUGAUGUGUCCAUCGUUCUAACUCAUCAAAAGGUUCCCGAUAAACAAUUACAUCCGCCGUUGCCCGAUAUUAUGCUGGAUAAUGUUACGAAAGUUCGAUGGUUGAACGAUGUAGCUGAUAUUUUAGUCAUUUUAUCAAUUUUACUGUCUGUGUCAAUUGUUGCAUUGCAUAGGCAUCGGUGGAUACUAUGCAGAAGAGUCUUCCUGCUCCUGGCCAUGCUAUACAGCUUUAGAUCGGUGACAAUGUACGUAACAGUAUUGCCACUAGCGAACGACCAUGUGUACUGUUCUCCAAAAAUGAGUGAAUCCCUUUCAAUUGGACAAAAAAUUCUUACAAUUGCGGAAGAGGUUCUGAAGCUAUUGCAAUCUGGAGGCCUGCCAAUAACUGGCAAAAAGACCAUGUGCGGAGAUUACAUUUAUUCCGGACAUACAAUCAUCCUGAUGAUGGCCAAUCUUCUUGUUAGUGAAUAUAUUCCAAAGCGUUACAAUUUACUUCACUGGAUGUCCUGGAUUACCGCUUGGAUCGGAAUGAUUUGUCUGUUGGUUUCGCAUGGACAUUAUACUAUUGAUGUGAUUGUUGGUUACUACACAACGACUAGACUGUUUUGGAUUUAUCAUACAUUUUCCAACCACACUGAUCUGAAGAUAAGAUCAUCAGCAAAUUCUUUGUCGAAUAUUUGGUGGUUUCGUGCCUUUCAAUACUUUGAAGUUAAUGUAUCAGGAAAAUUGCCAAAAGAAUACUCAAUUUCCAGAUUGCGUAGAAGAAUACAGACAUUUUCAUCUAGAUAGAAUUUUGUUAGCAUAAUUAAUUUUUUGUGAUUGUAAUUGUUAUUUAUUGACGUUUUGGACAUAA